Anguilla rostrata (American eel) is the source of this 2830-nucleotide messenger RNA. RefSeq names its product claudin 2 (gene cldn2). Bases 1195 to 2025 code for a protein of 276 amino acids. The transcript has 3 exons. The record is from RefSeq and is a predicted model, not a curated record. Gene Ontology annotation, biological process: cell adhesion; bicellular tight junction assembly. Gene Ontology annotation, molecular function: structural molecule activity. Gene Ontology annotation, cellular component: bicellular tight junction; plasma membrane. NCBI's taxonomy places the organism in Eukaryota, Metazoa, Chordata, Actinopteri, Anguilliformes, Anguillidae.
UGGCACUCCCGCUCAAUGUUGUCCUGCCUCAGCUCCUCCAGGAAUCCGUUGGCUCUUGGAAACCGUUUGAGGAGAGAGUGAGCAUCCUUCUGAUUUAGGAAUGCUGCAAAGAGGUCAGAGAGGGUAUCUGGCAAGCGGGAUUCCUCUCUGGAUCCCAUUCCCUACCGCUGCACCCCGACCGGGAAGCAACCCGGAAUCACCGCCGGAGAAAUGAGCACCAAUCAGAGGAAGAGACCUGACACACGCUCACCCUGCGCCAUGCUGCCACUGCGCAGCCAGGAUCGCCACACACGGACCUGCAGAGAGAGAGGCCGGAGAGGGCUUCAGGGACAGUACACCUCUGACCUUGUUUGGGACUGGGUGUACCAAAGGUCUGUUUUGGGAGAUGCGAGAUGGGUAAAUGUUUAACCUCCAGCCUGUGGUAAUGUGUGUUUGUACUGUAUGCGUGUGAGAGUGUGUGCAUGCUGUGUGUGUGUGUGAGUGUGUGUGUGUAUGUGUGUGUGCACCUGGAAAGGAGGUCCUGAUAUUUAUAGGGAAACGGUGAGAGCGGAUUCACAGAGAGAGCGACAGAUCGACGUGGCCAUACAGAGCAGGAGCAGCGAGUGAAGCAGAGGACCUGCUGCUGAACGACCAGCAUCACAGACAGUCUGUGUGUUUGACCCACGCGGAUAUUGUGUGUGUUUGACCCACGCGGAUAGUGUGUGCGUUUGACCCACACGGAUAGUGUGUGUGUUUGACCCACGCGGAUACUGUGGGUGUUUGACCUACGGAGCGUAGCGCUGGACACGUUAGGGAGCUUCUGCCUUCAACAGGAGGUGCUGUCCGGAGUUUCACUGAGGGAGAUCGGUGUGUGUGUCGAAGAGACAGGCACACGACUGACUGUACCUGAACUUACCUGAGGAUUGGGAGGAGAGAACAGAAGAGACAACAGCAGUAGCAGCAGCAUUAGCAGGAGCAGCACUAGCGCUAGCAGCACUAGCAGCACCACCACUUUCGGUAGCAGCACUAGCGCUAGCAACACUAGCAGUAGCAGCACUAGCAGCAGCACUAGCGCUAGCAACACUAGCGGUAGCAGCAGUAGCAGCAGCAACACUCACUAUAGCAGCACUAGCAAUAGCGGCACUUACAGUAGCACUAGCAGCAGCAACACUUGCAGUAGCAGCACUAACGCUAGCAGCACGAGCACUAGCCCCCAUGGCCUCGGCAGCUCUGGAGCUGAUGGGCUUCUUCCUGGGCCUCCUUGGUAUGGUGGGCACACUGGUGGCCACCGUCCUGCCGUACUGGAGGACCUCGGCCUUUAUCGGCUCCAACAUCGUGACGGCGGUGACCAACACGAAGGGCCUGUGGAUGGAGUGUGUGUACCAGAGCACCGGGACCUUCCAGUGCGAGACCUACAGCUCCAUGCUGGCGCUGUCGGCAGACCUGCAGGCGUCCCGUGCCAUGAUGGUGGUGUCGGGCGUGCUGUCGGUGCUGGGCUGCGCCGCCGCCACCCUGGGCAUGCAGUGCACCCUGUGCCUGGACGGCGCUGCGGCCAAGGCCAAGGUGGCGGGCGCCGGGGGCUGCCUCUUCCUGGCGGCCGGCCUCUUCUGCUUGAUCCCCGUCUCCUGGACCACCCACGAGGUGGUGCAGACCUUCUACCAGCCCAACCUGCCCGCCAGCUACAAGCACGAGCUGGGGGAGUGCCUGUUCGUGGGCCUGGCCUCCGCCCUCAUGUCCAUGCUGGGCGGGGGGGUGCUGUGCGCCUCCUGCUGCGAGGCCCAGGACGGGCGGAGGGGGGGCGUCAGGAGGCACGGCGGGGGGUACCCGUACCCCGAGCGCGCCGCCUCGUUCCCCAGGCCGCCCCCCCACCCCAUGACCUACCGCAACCCCACCCUGCAGACGGGGGUCAGCGGCGCCACCAAGAGCCAGACGCAGAACCUGAGCCACGUCAGCACCAGCAGCCAAUCCAGCGACCGCAUCCAGCCGUCCAAGAAAUCGCCUCGCCACACCGCCGCAGCCGGCUAUGAUGUCACAGGCUACGUCUGAUGAUGUCACCCUCACUCAACUCGCACUCUGUUUUGAUCUUUGGUACCCUGUUGUUGUUGGAGUUUUUUUCAGUACCAGGAAGAGUCCCUAUUUUUUAAGCCAUGGUCCCACCACAACAUCAUAAGUAAGCUUGAGCAAAAUGAGCUUUGCCAAGAGACUACAGACUUGUGUGAGAUGAGACCUGUGUUGGCUGUGGAUGGCUUCAGACAGAGUGACCACACAAAACCCAUAUACAAUAUUUCACCGACUUCAGUGAGCUGUACAUUAUAUAAGUGACAGUGUAUAAGUCCACAGAACAAACUAAAUCACAGAUUCAUUAACUCACUCAGGCUGUGUGUUUCCGUACAACGAUAAGGCUUAUAGUUCACUGGCUUUACUGUGACAGGAUGACCGUGAAUCUGUUCAUGCAGACGGACAGGUCAGUGUUAAAGAACAUAAACAUGAACACGCAGUGAAAGUUUAUUUAGGGCACCGGUUGGACUCCAGUCCGUGUGAGUAUAAUGGCUUAUAUGUGCUUCCUGUAGUGAAACGACAACGAGUGUACUCCCUGAAAUGUAAGCCAUUAUUCUGUAAGUUCUUGUUUUACCUGUUUUUUAUGAAUGAUUACUUACGCGCACCUGUAAUUCCUGUAUGGGUCAUUAUAUCUGACAUUAAUUCAAAUCGGUUUGUUUUGUUAUGAGAAAAACGAAUGACUGGAAUUCUAAGACGAAGGAAUGUUAAACUGUUUUCUUUUCUACUGUAAUUCAGAAACAGAUACAAUGGUGCUGAAACUACCCUGAUUAAAGAUUCAUGUCUGGCUUGAGAA